This is a messenger RNA of Lepus europaeus (European hare), 1354 nucleotides long. It is a transcript of the gene CHGA, whose product is annotated as chromogranin A. Gene Ontology annotation, cellular component: chromaffin granule. The transcript is spliced from 8 exons. The record is from RefSeq and is a predicted model, not a curated record. Lineage: Eukaryota; Metazoa; Chordata; Mammalia; Lagomorpha; Leporidae. Bases 29 to 1354 code for a protein of 441 amino acids. Gene Ontology annotation, biological process: negative regulation of insulin secretion; defense response to bacterium; negative regulation of catecholamine secretion.
GCCAGCCGCUCGGCGCCGCGGGCUCGCCAUGCACUCCGCCGCCGUCCUGGCGCUUCUGCUCUGCGCCUGGCAAGCCACUGCGCUCCCCGUGAACAGCCCUAUGAAUAAGGGGGACACUGAGGUCAUGAAGUGUAUCGUGGAGGUCAUCUCUGACACGCUUUCCAAGCCCAGCCCGAUGCCGGUCAGCCAGGAGUGCUUCGAGACGCUCCGCGGAGAUGAACGGAUCCUCUCCAUCCUGCGGCAUCAGAAUUUGCUGAAGGAGCUCCAAGACCUUGCUCUCCAAGGGGCCAAGGAGAGGGCGCAGCAGCAGGAGCCGCACAGCAGCUUCGAGGAGGAGCUCUCGCAGGUCCUGGACGCCCGGAGCGACCAGACCACGCCGCCAGGGGUGACGGAAGAGGCGGCCUCCAAGGACGCAGAGGCGAAGCGGGAGGACUCGAGGGAGGCGCCGAGGAGCGGGGAAGCCGCAGACGGAGCCGGGCCCCAGGCCUUCCCAGCACCCGGGCAGGACAGCACGGCGGACGCCAACAGCCCGGCCCCGGGGGAGGCGGAAGCCACCCUCACCCAGCCCCCACCCAGCCUCCCCGGCCAGAAACACCCAGGGCCGCAGGCUGAGGGGGACAGCCGGGACCCCACAUGGCAUCCAGGGGACGGGGCCAGAGGGCCGAGUGCAAAGCCAGGGCAGCAGGUGAAGAGAGAAGAGGAAGGGGAGGAGGAGGAGGAGGAGGCAGAGGCUGGAGACAAGGCCGGCCCUGCACGGGAAGGCCCCACGGCAGCAGGUGGCCCGCACGCCAACCUUGGCCACAAAGAGGAACGGAAAGGCAAGAGUCGGUCCGAGGCUCUGGCCCAGGAUGGCGCCCGGAAGACUGGGGCUGAGCCCCCCGAGGGGCAGGAGGAGGCGGAGGAGCCGGCGGGGACCCCCGGAGGUCCUUCCCUGGACGGGAAGGGCAGGGAGCCGGAGCCGGAGGAGCAGGACGAGCCGCUCUCCAAGGAAUGGGAGGAAGCCAAGCGCUGGAGCAAGAUGGAGGAGCUGGCGCAGGAGCUGACGGCCGAGAAGCGGCUGCAGGGCGGGGAUGAGGACGAGCCCGACCGCUCCAUGAAGCUCUCCUUCCAGCCCCGCGCCUAUGGCUUCAGGGGGCCCGGGCCCCAGCUGCGGCGGGGCUGGCGGCCAUCGGCCCAGGAGGACAGCGUGGAGGUGGGCCUGCCCCCACGGGGCCACGGCUACCUGGAGGAGAAGAAGGAGGAGGAGGGCAGCGCCAACCGCAGGCCCGAGGACCAGGAGCUGGAGAGCCUGUCGGCCAUCGAGGCGGAGCUGGAGAAGGUGGCACAGCAGCUGCAGGCCCUGCGGCGGGGCUGA